AUGGCGCAGCAAACGGUCGCUGUUAUCGGUGCUGGCUCCAGUGGGUUGUCCAUGCUGAAGAAUCUCCGUGAAGAUGGAUUCAAGGUCACAUGCUACGAGCGGAGGAGUCAAGUUGGCGGCUUGUGGGCGUACACAGAUGACAAAAAGAUGACAACAGCCCUUCCUACUACCACUGCGAAUAUUAGCAAGUAUACCUGCGGCAUGUCGGACUUUCCAAUGCCAGACAAGUAUCCGCAUUACUUGUCUCAAUGGGACUUUCAAGAGUAUAUGGAAUCAUACGCAGUUCACUUUGACAUGCUCAAGGAUAUUGUGUUCAAUGCUCAAGUGAAGCAAGUAUCAAGAAACAAAGACGACAGCAAGUGGCAAAUAGACCUCGUUGUAGACGGAGAACCCCGAGUCGAAGAGUUCGACAAGGUAGCGUUCUGUCACGGUUACCAGACAAAGCCACGCGUGCCGGAGUAUGACGGUGUCGAGAAGUUCGAAGGCACAAUUAUGCACACCCAACAGUUCAGGAUGUCCGACGACUUCAAAGGAAAGAAGAUUGUUGUCGUUGGGAUAUCCGCCACGGCCUCAGAUGUCAUAGCAGCGCUUCUACCCGUUGCAUCGAAAAUCUAUAUGUCGCAUCGACGAGGAGCACUCAUCGUCCCCAAAUUUCGCAAAGGAUACCCACCAGACUUGAUGUCCAGUUGGCGACGACGUCAAAUCACCCUCUGGCUCCAACGCACAUUCCCAAAUCUGACGAGGUGGCUACUUGACCGACUUAUUGGGAUCAUGAUCAAGCGAAUGUACGGCGACCUCGAUCCAGCCUGGGGAUUAUUACCCGCUCCAUCUAUCACUCUUUCGCCUCGAGCUGUAUGUGACCAUAUUAUACCAUCGCUGAGAGAUGGGUCCUUGACUUCGUUACCUGGAAUCAAGCGCUUCAUCGGACCUCGCUCAAUCGAAUUCACGAAUGGGACGGUCCUCGAUGAUAUCGACUAUGUCGUAUGUGCGACGGGUUACAAAGCUGACUUUGAUGCUGCUCCAUUCUUAGACAAAAGCCGACCAUCCAACUAUGGUGGUCAAGACUUCGUCCGACUGUGGAUGAACCUCUUCCCUCCUAAAUACGCUGACUCUAUGGUCCUGCUUUGCUAUUCUGCGUUCGGCAAGAACAACGGCUUCUCUUUCUCUGACGUGACCUCGAUGGCAGUGAGCAACUUGUGGCGAGGUGUCGAGCCGUUCCCGUCAUUGGAAGAGAUGGAGAAGCAGAUCGAUCGUCAUCAAGAGUGGGUUGCAUCAAGAUGGCGGCUGGACCACGAUAUGGAUAUCUCGGCAGUGAAGAUUUGGGAAUAUCAACCUUUCCUGCAUAAAGCUGCUGGCACAGGUAUGGAGAAUCUCGGUUGGGGUUGGAAAGGCUGGAAGUUCUGGUUCCGGGAUCCGAAGAUGUCAUAUCUGAUUAAUAAUGGAGUUGAAACGGCGCACGCAUUCCGGUAUUUUGAGACAGGGAAGAGGAGGGCGUGGCCGGGAGCAAGAGAUGCUAUCUUGCAUAUGAAUGAGCUGGUCAAGCAGUUCCCGAUCAAAGAGGAGAAGAAGAUAGAAUAA
Mollisia scopiformis is the source of this 1578-nucleotide messenger RNA. Its product is annotated as putative dimethylaniline monooxygenase. The transcript has 5 exons. The coding region runs from base 1 to 1578 and encodes 525 amino acids. Gene Ontology annotation, molecular function: NADP binding; N,N-dimethylaniline monooxygenase activity; flavin adenine dinucleotide binding. Lineage: Eukaryota; Fungi; Ascomycota; Leotiomycetes; Helotiales; Mollisiaceae. The record is from RefSeq and is a predicted model, not a curated record.